GAUAAAUUUAUCUUACCAGAUGCUAUUUUAUUGGCAGAAACUUAUGCUUCUGAUGCAAAAAUUAGAUGGAUAUUUCAAGUAAUUGAAGCAGAUGCUACAGCAGCACAAGGUUAUGAAUUUGGUACAGCUGAGAACUCUGGUCCAGAUUCUAAGCCUCACUAUGAUAAAUCCAUAUCUGAUUUUAUAAAAGUAGUGAAGGUAAUUCGUGAUCAACAUUCAACAUGUGCCGUUGCUAUUAAUACUGCUGCUGGAAGAAUGCUUGAUGACAACCUGCAUUCAGCAUUGAAAACAAUACCUAUUGUUGGAUUAUGUAUAGUUGAAUAUACAAUCAAAGUACAUGUGAUUUAUUAUCUUGGCGAUGGUGUAUGGGUAUUUGAUGAAGUUGAUAGCUCAUCUAAGAAAAUCUCAACAUCCUCAACAUUAAUAAAAAGUCAUAUCACUGACCAUAUAUCAAUUGUAGAAGUACCAACACCACCCAAACCUCAG
Entrophospora candida is the source of this 486-nucleotide messenger RNA. Lineage: Eukaryota; Fungi; Glomeromycota; Glomeromycetes; Entrophosporales; Entrophosporaceae. The record is from the annotation of a GenBank genome assembly.